Molecule: messenger RNA, 1371 nt
Organism: Xenopus tropicalis (tropical clawed frog)
Lineage: Eukaryota; Metazoa; Chordata; Amphibia; Anura; Pipidae
Gene: cldn10l
Product: claudin 10 like
Exons: 5
Coding region: 17-913 (298 amino acids)
Cellular component (GO): plasma membrane; bicellular tight junction; membrane
Molecular function (GO): structural molecule activity
Source: RefSeq, a predicted model, not a curated record
GGGAGGGAAUGAAUUGAUGUUAAUGGGACACCACUAUAGCCUUCAGCAUCUCAGUUUUCCUGGUGGAUUUUCCAUCACACAUUUAUCCACAAUCUGCCCCUUUGAAUUGCACAGUUUUUAUCUGCAAUUUUAUUUGACUUUCUUACAACAAGUACUCGUCAGUUGUUUUGUUAUUACUCCGGGUCUUCUUUUGAUUCUUCCCCAUAUUACAGAGAUGGCUCACAUGGCCUCGGAGAUAAUUGCUUUUAUCCUGGCAGUCUCGGGAUGGGUGCUGGUUAGCUCUACUCUGCCCACUGAUUAUUGGAAGGUCUCCAGUAUCGACGGCACUGUAAUUACCACGGCUACAUUCUGGUCAAAUCUCUGGAAGACUUGUGUCACUGACUCCACCGGAGUGUCCAACUGCAAAGACUUCCCAUCCAUGUUGGCACUAGAAGGGCACAUACAGGUCUGUCGAGGAUUGUUGAUAGCAGCUGUCAGUUUUGGAUUCUUUGGUUCCAUUUUUGCUCUCAUUGGGAUGAAAUGCACCAAGAUCGGAGGAUCCGAUAACACAAAAGCAAAAAUCACCUGCUUCUCGGGUCUGCUCUACAUUUUGAGUGGUAUCUGCGCUAUGGCUGGAGUGUCCCUUUACGCUCACAAGAUCACCUCAGAAUUCUUUGAUCCGACAUUUCUGGAGCAGAAGUAUGAACUGGGAGCGGCACUCUUCAUCGGAUGGGGUGGAUCUUCUCUCUGUGUUAUUGGCGGAGCUGUCCUCUGCUUCUCUUUAAAUGACACCAUCAAAGCCCCAAGAAUAACUUAUUCUUACAAAGGAGUCACCUCCGUUCGGUCAGCACGUUCAAACAUUCAGAAUGGGAGCAAUGGCCAAAAUGCACAAAGAGGAGUUCCCAGGAACUUUGACAAGAAUGCAUAUGUUUGAUUGGGUAACUGGGAUACAAAUGCACAAGCACAAGGAAAUACGUUAUUCUAUCCCCUGCAUUCUGCUGUUUAAUAGCAGGGAAUCCACCAUAUUGUUUUCUCCCCUCUCCAAGUAUAACAAAAAAUAUUUACUAUGUUUUAUAAAAUAAUGACAAAACAUUCAUAUGGCACCUUCCCAAGAGACAGGACUGAAUUCCAGCCCAUAUACCCUGUUAUAGGGUGAUUUUGAUACAAAGGACCCAGGGCCUAACAUAUGACUGAUCAAGCCACAUGGGGCUGACACAAAGAAGAUGGCAAGUUUAUCCCUGCAACACACACAGGGACCUGUAAGGCUUCUUUAUUACUGAACAGAACCUGUAAGGCUUCUUUAUUAUGGGACCACAACAUAAAGCUAAUUUUCAUACAAAGUACAAUCCACCAUGCCUGUUUCCUAUUGUUUCUGCUUUGUUUUCCAUUUUA